Molecule: messenger RNA, 2028 nt
Organism: Botrytis porri
Lineage: Eukaryota; Fungi; Ascomycota; Leotiomycetes; Helotiales; Sclerotiniaceae
Exons: 6
Coding region: 170-1591 (473 amino acids)
Biological process (GO): transmembrane transport
Molecular function (GO): transmembrane transporter activity
Source: RefSeq, a predicted model, not a curated record
UCAGUCAUUUAGAUUGGCACGCUUUUUUGUAGUUUUAUUAAAAUUGUAGAGGCAAAAGAAAAACUUUCCGACAAACUCUAGUACUGAUACAAGAAGAAACCCAGCUUCGCUUUCCAAGAUACUCAGAAGACAGCCCAUUGAGGUGAUUGCUGUAAUUUUCUUCAUCGUAAUGGAUUCAGUCACGCCGCGGGACUCUUCCCUUCCAAGAGCACGAAGACCGACGCAUAUGCGUUCAUCAAGAACUGUCAUAAUAGGAGCUCUAUGUAUUUGUCUUUUAACGCAUACGAUGCUUUAUGGAUUUAUACUGCCGGUACUUCCUACCGCGCUAGUCACCCGGUUCUCAAUCACAGAUAAAGAUGUGAGUCGCUGGAUUGGCAUACUGCUUACUGUUGAGGCGUUGGCGACUCUUCUUUUCAGCCCCGGAAUCGGCUAUGUGAUAAAGUUCAUGCAAAGCCGGCGUUUUACUUUGUUAAUUGGAAUUUUACUUCUUGUUAUUGCUAUGGUAAUAAUUGCUGUUUCCAAAUUAAUAAGUGUUCUCGUCGUUGGCCGAAUUGUACAGGGUAUUUCGUCUGCAAUUAUCCAGGUGGUGAGUGUCACAAUUAUAUUAGAUUGUUCACCCGAAGAUAGUGUUGGACAAUCCAUGGGUUAUGCUGGCGCGGCUAUGAACUUGGGAUUUCUAGCUGGUCCACUUCUUGGAGGAGUUGUGUAUCAAUUCUUGAAUUGGAAUGGUCUUUUUGGGGUUGUUGGAGGCCUUUUGGUUCUCAAUCUGGUCGUACCUAUUUUAAUUCUACCUCUUGAACGACAGCCUCAGGAUAAUCCGGCAUCCCGGUCAUCUCAAACAGAAUCAACAUCACAAGCUAGCACACAGGCUAUCAAGUCUUUUUCGUUAUUAGAUCUGUUACGCAAACCUGCCAUGCGAGUAGGGCUCUGGGGAGUGAUUGUGAGCGGCAUCUUCAUCUCGGCGAUCGAUACAGUUCUUCCAGUCUUUGUCGAGGGACAGUUUGCCUGGAGCUCGCUGGGGCAGGGAUUAAUAUUCUUACCUGUUUCCCUACCUGCAUUACUUGAGCCGAUCUACGGAUGGCUGGCCGAUAGGUAUGGAGCCCGAAUAGUAGGAUUCGUGAGCUUCUUGGCUUUAGUACCAAUCACAGUCUGCCUUCGGCUCGUGAAGUCAAAUUCGAUAGGAACAAAAGUACUAUUAUGUGCAUUAUUGACCGGCAUCGGUGUAUUUCUAGAUGCGACUGAGCCAGCGGGCUACGUACUUAUGGAUGAUGUAUUGAAAGACAUGGAAAAUAAAUCUGGCGGUAGGUAUGAUUGGAAACUCGUUGUGGCCCGCUCUUUUGGUGUUCAGAAUGCUGCUCACUACUUCGGCAUUACGAUUGGACCAGUCAUUAUAACUUCACUGCCAGAUUCAGACAGAAUUGGUGCAGUAGGUCUUCUACUUGGGUGUCUUUCUGCUGUGACAUUUUUGCUUUGGGUAUGGGGCGUGAAGAAUCCAGAGAAGGAAGGACCUGAGACCGAAGAUGCAGUUGAACUAGCCCGUCGUGGGGUUCAACCAGGAAAUUCAAUUCCAGCUACAUCUUCCCAGAACUGAAGCUUACCAAUCACAGAAUUGUAUGCGUAGGAUGAUCGAAUGGGUAUGUGAACAGAUACACUUCAUUUGGUAGAGCUAAUGCCACCCUCUGUUCUUUCGGCCUCUGGAAUUUAUUAUCUCGGUCUAGAGCCUCCAAUGGGGCCAAAAUUGAUCCUGACUUUCACUUCGGUUCAUUCAGCUUUCCUCGAUGGCACUUUGUGUGCAUGACAGUUCUUUGUCUAGUUUUACAGUAGAAUAAUACACCUCAAUCAGCGUCCCGAGUGACAGAAUAAUAAGAUUUGCAGGACAAAAGACCAGCGGUUUUAACAAUUUCAAGAUAGUGUAGGCAAUAUUCAUUAUCAUAGUUUGGUUCAAAUGCUGGGCUUAACAUUGGAUUUGAAGAACACAGCCUCACAAUUUUAUGAUAAACCGUCAUCGAUGGGUAGGGAGUCUAAGCU